GUUACCCCGGAAACCAGCGGCCUCCGUUACCGGCGGUUUCCUCGGUGUGUGUCGGCUCUGCUCGGUGUGUCCGCCGGUACCGCGGUUCCGUUCGGUAUCCGUCUCCUGUUUGUGUCUCCAACAUGGCGGCCUCCGUGCACCUGUUUCCCACUUGCGUCUGUCUCGUGCUGCUGUGUCGCCUUCCCGCGGCCGUGUGCUCGCGCAGGGACGUGCUCGAGCUCGGGGAUGCGGACUUCGACUACCUGGCAACGGAGCACGAGACCAUGCUGGUGAAGUUCUACGCUCCCUGGUGUGGUCACUGUAAGAAACUGGCUCCAGAGUUUGACAGAGCAGCGACUCGACUGAAGGGAAGUGUUCGGUUAGCAAAGGUGGACUGUACGACUCACUCAGAGACCUGUGGACGGUUUGGGGUUUCUGGUUAUCCCACUCUGAAGAUCUUCAGGUAUGGCAGAGACUCCGCCCCCUACGAUGGACCUCGCACCGCAGAGGGGAUCUAUCAGUACAUGAAGAAGCAGACGGGUCCAGACUCGGUUCUCCUGAGGACCAAAGAAGAUCUGCAGGCCUUCGUCAACAACUACGACGCCAGCAUCGUCGGUGUGUUCUCAGGUGCAGACAGCUCUCGUCUGGCUGAGUUCCUGAAUGCAGCAGGUCUCCUCAGAGAACAGUUCAGGUUCGCUCACAGCACUGAUCUGCAGCUGGCCGAGGAUCAUGGAAUCCACUCAGAGUGUGUGCUGCUGUUCAGACCUCCCAGACUCUCCAACACGUUUGAGGACAGUUUGGUCGUCUUCAAAGACUAUCUGACCAUCGGCUCGCUGAGACGCUUCAUCAGAGAUCACAUUUAUGGCCUGUGUCCUCACAUGACCCUGGAGAACAGAGAUCGUCUGAGAGUUCGUGACCUGCUGACGGCGUACUAUGAUCUGGACUAUCAUCACAACGUCCGUGGGUCCAACUACUGGAGGAACAGGGUGAUGAAGGUGGCAUCUAAAUAUGGUGGGCGGGGCCUAACAUACUCAGUAGCCAAUAAGAAGGACUUUCUGUCUGAACUGGAGGAUGACUUCGGUCUGGGGACGUCAGACGGAGGAGAGCUGCCGUUCGUCACCAUCCGGACCAGACUGGGCCACAAGUACACCAUGAGGGAGGAGUUCACGAGGGAUGGUCAGUCUCUGGAGAGGUUUCUGGAUGAUUACUUCGCAGGUCGACUCAAACGAUAUGUUAAAUCAGAGCCGGUACCUGAGAGAAACACCGCUGACGUCAAGAUGGUUGUUGCCGAGUCCUUUGAUGAUGUGGUCAAUGAUCCAGAUAAAGAUGUUCUGAUCCAGUUCUACUCUCCAUCCUGUCCUCACUGUAAGAAGCUGGAGCCGGUGUACAGGGAGCUGGCUCACACGCUGUAUUAUGAUCCGAAAAUCGUCAUCGCAAAGAUGAAUGCUGUCGAAAACGACGUCCCACUGGGAUACGACGUCCAAGGGUUUCCCACCAUCUACUUCGCUCCAGUGGGGAAAAAGGACGAACCUGUACGAUACGAGGGUGGUCGGGAGCUGCGAGACUUCCUGAACUUCCUGAAGCGUGAAGCGAGUCACAGUCUGGUGCUCAGCGGGUCGAAGGAUGAACUCUGACACGUCUCCAUCCACCAAUCAGAGUGACUGCAGAGAUACAACCAGCUGGUCUCCAUGGCAACAACAAACACGUGGAGGGAAGGGUUGGGUGGUGGGGUUCUGAUCAUCAGACAGACUUGGACCUGAAUCAGGACGUGAGGACAGCUGCUGUCCAAUCAGAUUCCUCUGUUAUCCCCAGAAACACCUGCCCAUUGUGAUGUCACAACGCCUGUCAACUGCCUCACUGGAUGAAUUUAUUUAUUUAUUAUAUUUUAUUUAUUUAAUUUAUUUUUUUUCAUGCUGGGGGCUGAACUACGAAAUGAGGUUAAUGUGUCAGCCAGUGUGUUGAGCUUAAAGUCAUAGGUUUUAGUAUCAGGAAGGUGGCUCUGUUUUAACCUGCUAGGAUCACCAUGGCAACCGAUGCUGUGGAGUUAGAUCUCCAUGGUAACUGAUGCUGUGGAGAUAGAUCUCCAGGGUAACUGAUGCUGUGGAGCUACAUCUCCGGGGUAACUGAUGCUGUGGAGCUAGGUCUCCAUGGUAACUGAUGCUGUGGAGCUAGAGCGCCAUGGUAACUGAUGCUGUGGAGCUAGAUCGCCAUGGUAACUGACACUGUGGAGAUAGAUCUCCAUGGUAACUGAUGCUGUGGAGUUAGAUCUCCAUGGUAACUGACACUGUGGAGAUAGAUCUCCAUGGUAACUGAUGCUGUGGAGCUUGGUCUCCAUGGUAACUGAUGCUGUGGAGCUUGGUCACCAUGGUAACUGACACUGUGGAGAUAGAUCUCCAUGGUAACUGAUGCUGUGAGCUUGGUCUCCAUGGUAACUGAUGCUGUGGCGCUAACCUGGUCCAAAUUCUGUUCAGAGUUUAGAUUUAAAUUGGCUGUAAGAAGCGUCUCCCUUUAACCAGAUCGUUUCCUGAUGACUCUGAGUGAGUAAACCUGCUGAUCUGUAUGUUACUAUCAUGCACUACGUGUUCAGCUGGUGAUGCAGAAAUCACAUAAAUAUGUUUUUACGUUUAGGUCUUUUUACCAUCAUAUAUUUUUAUAUUUCCUGUUGUUCUCCAUUAAAACAGCCUGUUGACUGAAGGACGUGCACAUGAUCAUUUAAUUAGUAAGAGUCAAUUGAUGCGUUAAAUGCCUCCUUUUGUGUAAACGGAGUCUGAAGGAGAAAGUCUGACUUAAAGAAAGUUGAAAACCACCUUUUUGAUGCCUGUUAACUCUGACUGGAAUUUUAGUUUUUAUUGAACCGACUUACACAAAGAAAGCCUUGAUAUGUUGAACUGACCUCGUAGUUCAGACCUCUGGUCUGCUCCAACACAAUGCGGGUUAUUUGUUUAUUUCAUCGUGUGGAAUUUAUGUUUUGCUUUUUGAAGCGGUUUCAUUUGAAAAGAUUUGUGUCAAACUGCUGGAUGUUUACUGAUGCAGAAUCUAUUCUGAGCCUUAUUACUGUCAGAGACGGUGCUGGGAAGCUUUAAUAAAACACUGAUAUCUGA
Amphiprion ocellaris (clown anemonefish) is the source of this 3080-nucleotide messenger RNA. Its product is annotated as protein disulfide-isomerase A3-like. The record is from RefSeq and is a predicted model, not a curated record. Gene Ontology annotation, cellular component: endoplasmic reticulum; cell surface. Bases 123 to 1613 code for a protein of 496 amino acids. Gene Ontology annotation, molecular function: protein disulfide isomerase activity. NCBI's taxonomy places the organism in Eukaryota, Metazoa, Chordata, Actinopteri, Pomacentridae. The transcript has 13 exons. Gene Ontology annotation, biological process: protein folding; response to endoplasmic reticulum stress.